UUAAAUGAAAUAUUAUUGGUCUGAUAGCAGAUAGGAGAAAAAGAUCGAUUGAUAUAGGAUUUCAGCUGCAUAAGAAGGUGACUGAGCAGGAAUUGAGGCCAUGAGUGUGAUGAUAACUAGGAGUUGGGGAUCGAACCCGGGGACCUCCAACACGACAGCCCAGACAGUGCUCCAGACCUUCCGGUCAACACGACAGCCCAGACAAUGCUCCAGACCUUCCGGUCAACACGACAGCCCAGGCAGUGCUCCAGACCUUCCGGUCAACACGACAGCCCAGGCAGUACUCCAGACCUUCCGGUCAACCCUAUCCCGAGCUGAGUGAAGAGAUGAACUUGGAGGCAUGGAGACUCCUGAGAAGUCUGUUGCCAUAGUAACUGUUCAACCUGAAAAGUUGGUGACCAUAACUCAUAUCAAUCAAGUAUUCACUGAUAACCCAGCAGCUGUAGAACAGUGUGUCCAGGAUAAAUUACAAAAAUUACUGGAACUCAAUCAAGACAAGAAAACUCACACUGCAGCACAGAAUGAAAUACAGGCAGAAGAAGACCAAGUGAUUAGAUAUGAAGUUACUCAAAACCCCAGUCUACUGAAGAGAAACAAAAAUUAUAACUGUGAAAGUUGUGGUAAAAUAUUUGGACGAUCAUCACACCUUAGACGCCAUGAAAGAAUUCACACUGGGGAGAGACGUUUUGUGUGUGAAGUUUGUGGUAAAGCUUUCCAUCAGAGUUCUGGUUUAAAGAGGCAUGCAAUCAUUCAUACUGGUGAGAAAUCUUGUGAAUGUAAGGUGUGUGGUAAACAAUUUGCUCACAGUUCAAGCUUGAACACACAUAUGCUUCUACACAUAGGGAUAAGACCAUACAUGUGUGAUAUUUGUGGCAGAGCAUUUUUUCAGAACAGUAAUUUAAAGAAACACUUGGAACGUCAUGAAAAAACCUCAAUAUUUCAAUGUGAAAUCUGUUUCAAAGGCUAUGCAACAAAAAACCAUCUCCAAUCUCAUAUAAAGAGACACCAUGAAAGUUUCUUGGCAAACUGUAAUAUUUGUUUUAAGCAAUUCAGAAGUGAAAAACAGCUCCAGACACAUGAGAAGACACAUCAAAGAAGUGGGGACCCUAUAUGUAAAGUCUGUGGGAAGAAGUUUAAAAAUCAUUCCAAUGUUGAGCGCCAUAUGAUGAUUCACACAGGCCAAAAGCCAUAUGUUUGUGAUGAGUGUGGGAAGGCGUUCAAUCAGCUACAAUAUCUAAACACCCAUAUGAUGAUCCACACAGGCCAAAAGCCAUAUAGCUGUGACAUUUGUGGAAAAUCUUUUAUUCAGAAACAGAACAAAGGGCAACACAUGAAAACGCACAAGAAAUCAAUUGAUAUGUGCUAGAAAUUCUAACUCAGCAACAAUGGAAUCGCAUAAUACUAAUUGAGAAAAUCUUCCUCUUUAACACAUAAAACACAUACAAAUCAAUUGAAUUCAAUUGUGCUAUGCAUUCCUACCUACCUACCUAGUCCUUGUUGCACUCGUGGGCACAUAGGGCAAGGACUAGUUUCUUCCACUCCUCUCUGUCUUUUGCAGCCUUUUCAAUUUCACCCCAGGUCAUGCCAACCUCUCUCAUUUCUGUUUCAACGAUCCUCCUCCAGGUGGUCUUUGGAAGGCCUUGCUUUCUUUUCCCUUCUGGAGUCCAUCGAAGUGAGACCCUAGUGAUGUCAUUGAUGGGUUUCCUUAAGACAUGCCCAAUUCAUCUCCAAAGGUAUUUCAUAAGUAUGGUGUGCAUGUCUGAGGAUUUUGUUCUUGCAUUCCUACUCAGCAACAAUUGAAUCCUAUAAUACUGAUGGGGAAACUCUUCUUGAAAAUCAACUCAAAUUCUGUUCAUUUCAAUGUGUUGACAAGUCUUCUACUUGUAUACUAUGUACAUGUAUUGUAUGGUAUUUAUACUCGUAUAUUUUUGUAUUACUGUAUUUAAACUUGAGUUUUACAAAUUGGUACAGUCAAGCUUUAAUUAUGGGAUUUGUGAGAUUGAUUGCUGUUCAUUAUCUUCACCUUUUAAUAAAUCACUGUUUAUCUUGA
Molecule: messenger RNA, 2050 nt
Organism: Ostrea edulis (European flat oyster)
Lineage: Eukaryota; Metazoa; Mollusca; Bivalvia; Ostreida; Ostreidae
Product: zinc finger protein 723-like
Exons: 3
Coding region: 341-1366 (341 amino acids)
Source: RefSeq, a predicted model, not a curated record